Molecule: messenger RNA, 3567 nt
Organism: Oncorhynchus kisutch (coho salmon)
Lineage: Eukaryota; Metazoa; Chordata; Actinopteri; Salmoniformes; Salmonidae
Product: zinc finger protein 239-like
Exons: 2
Coding region: 1-1041 (346 amino acids)
Biological process (GO): regulation of transcription by RNA polymerase II
Cellular component (GO): nucleus
Molecular function (GO): DNA-binding transcription factor activity, RNA polymerase II-specific
Source: RefSeq, a predicted model, not a curated record
AUGGUGCCAUCACCACGGAGCACAGCUAACGGUAGCUACGGCAAGGCUGAGGACCGAGAGAGACAUGACUAUCGUCGAUCAUCCGGGGAGCCUCAACAACAUCCUGAUUCUGAGGAAGCAGAGAAGAGCCUCUCCACAUCAGAACACCUCAUUAAACACCAGCUAACACUUACAGGGAAGAAACCGCUCCGCUGCUCUGAAUGUGGGAAGAGUUAUUCAAGAUCAGAUUCACUAAAAUUACACCUGAGAAUUCACACAGGUGAGAAGCUUUUCAACUGUGAUCAAUGUGGGAAGAGAUGCACCUCUUCGUCAGAACUUAAAAUACACCAGAGAAUCCACACAGGAGAGAAACCUUAUCGCUGCUCACAGUGUGGCAUGACUUUCUCCAGAUCACAUUCAUUGAAAUCACACCUGAGAAUUCAUACAGGAGAGAAAACCUAUGGCUGUGAUCAAUGUGGGAAGAGUUUUGCUACCUCAGCUAACCUGACUGCACACCAGAGAAUACACACGGGAGAGAAGCAUUACCACUGCUCUGACUGUGGAAUAAACUUAACCACGUCAAGAGGACUAUUACUACACCAGAGAACACACACAGGAGAGCAGCCUUAUAGCUGUUAUCAAUGUGGGAAGAGUUUUGCUCAGUCAAAUAACCUGAUAUCACACCAGAGAACUCACACAGGAGAGCAGCCUUAUAGCUGUGAUCAGUGUGGGAAGAGUUUUACUCAGUCAAAUAACCUGAUAUCACACCAGAGAACUCACACAGGACAGAAGCCCUAUAGCUGUGAUCAGUGUGGGAAGAGUUUUACUCAGUCAACCAACCUUAAAUCCCACCAGAGAACUCACACUGGAGAGAAGCCUUAUAGCUGUGAUCAAUGUGAGAAGAGAUACUCUGAUUUAAGAGAUCUGAUUAAACAUCAGAAAAUGCACACAGUAGAUCCACAGAGAAUGGUAUGUCCAACACCAGACCUGGGUAGUAGAACACAGAGAGUGGAAUGUCCUCCAACACCAGACCUGGGUAGUAGAACACAGAGAGUGGAAUGACCUCCAACAACAGACCUGGGUAGUAGAACACAGAGAGCGGAAUGAAUUCCAACACCAGACCUGGGUAGUAGAACACAGAGAGUGGAAUGUCCAAUACCAGACCUGGGUAGUAGAACACAGAGAGUGGAAUGACCUCCAACACCAGACCUGGGUAGUAGAACACAGAGAGUGGAAUGUCCAACACCAGACAUGGGUAGUAGAACACAGAGAGUGGAAUGUCCAACACCAGACCUGGGUAGUAGAACACAGAGAGUGGAAUGUCCAACACCAGACAUGGGUAGUAGAACACAGAGAGUGGAAUAUCCAACACCAGACCUGGGUAGUAGAACACAGAGAGUGGAAUAUCCAACACCAGACCUGGGUAGUAGAACACAGAGUGUGGAAUGUCCAACACCAGACCUGGGUAGUAGAACACAGAGUGUGGAACAACCUCCAACAACAGACCUGGGUAGUAGAACACAGAGUGUGGAAUGUCCAACACCAGACCUGGGUAGUAGAACACAGAGUGUGGAAUGUCCAACAACAGACCUGGGUAUUAGAACACAGAGCGUUGGCUCGGGUUAGUUGAGAAAUGUGUGUUUGGGGGGAGGGGGUUGGUACCAAUGAUUUAUAUAUAUACACACUAGAUGAGAGGAAUGGGGUGCUGUUUUGAAGCCAUUGCGCCUCCAUUUUGGUACUCCACCACCAUUCUAAAAACUAUUUAGGAAGCUAUAGAAAUUUAUUUAUUCAUGUCUACAUUUGUUGUAUUCUAUCACAGACAACUUCACGCAAACUUUAAAAUGAUAUUAUGUGAACUAAACACAGAGGACUAAUUGAUCUAAAUUGGGGAAGAGAGAUGAGAAACAGAGUGAGAUGUCGGACUCUAAGACGCAUGGAACACAUUUUGGCAUGAACAUUGAGGGUUUCCACCAUUAAAAAGCAGUCAACUGGGUGGGACUUUCCUAUUGGUUAAGGAGGUAUCACAUGAUUCCAUCCAGGUCAUCAACUGGGUGGGACUUUCCUAUUGGUUAAGGAGGUAUCACAUGAUUCCAUCCUGGUCAUCAACUGGGUGGGACUUUCCUAUUGGUUAAGGAAGUAUCACAUGAUUCCAUCCAGGUCAUCAACUGGGUGGGACUUUCCUAUUGGUUAAGGAAGUAUCACAUGAUUCCAUCCAGGUCAUCAACUGGGUGGGACUUUCCUAUUGGUUAAGGAAGUAUCACAUGAUUCCAUCCAGGUCAUCAACUGGGUGGGACUUCCUAUUGGUUAAGGAAGUAUCACAUGAUUCCAUCCAGGUCAUCAACUGGGUCAUCAACAUGAAAGACUGUAAAAACACCAGCUCCAAGUGAUUUUAAUUCAAGAAAUCUGUUCCCAAGUAUUCCCAAGCAUAAUAGAGAGACACGCGGUCGUAUAAAAAUAUGAGCAAGGAGGUCAAUUUGCCAUCUACAAAUUAUUUGUAUUUCUGUUCCGGCCAUUCCGACAUUCCGCUCAAGAAAAAGAAAAAUCGUCAUGCGGCUGAUUCUAGUUGAUGGUCCCUGUCCUAUGGGUUGAGGAAGGAUGACAUGAUUCCAUCCGGGUCAUCGGGAGGAAUCGGCCAAUUAAAAUGAUACUUGCGAGAAAACGUUCCAUAACUGCAGGUUAAAGUUAAAUCACCAACCUUGACUUUAAUAACUGUUCCAACACCACCCCUCUAGGUGGCAGUAUGGUGGCACAUCACCGACCAUGAGCUCACGAAAUUACUCGCCCCCUGCUAAAGAAGCGGUCGUCAGCUGGACGGAGAUGCCCAGCCUUUCAUUCUAAUAGUAAUAUAUCAUGUUGUUGACCUUCACCAGAUGCCCAGCCUUUCAUUCUAAUAGUAAUAUAUCAUGUUGUUGACCUUCACCAGAUGCCCAGCCUUUCAUUCUAAUAGUAAUAUAUCAUGUUGUUGACCUUCACCAGAUGCCCAGCCUUUCAUUCUAAUAGUAAUAUAUCAUGUUGUUGACCUUCACCAGAUGCCCAGCCUUUAACAGGAAAAUAACAGUUGGGAGAGGAAAAGGCUUCUAUUUAAAUGGGGUUCCAUUUCAAGUUGUUGGCACAAAGACGUAUGAAUGCCACCAAGAGGAAAGACAGACAAACAAAAGCCAAAGAGAAAUAUGAGGCUGAAAUUAACAAGAAAACUGUAAUUGCAAAGACACAUCACUGUAAUUUAUACCAUACAUAUUUACAACACUAAUUUCACUUGAAUUAUGUUGAAUUCGUAACUAACAAUAACAUUUUAUAAGAUGGGACUUUAAAAUGGGUUUAUCUUGUUACAGCGCCAACAUCUUGCCAAUCAGUGUAAUUUUGUAAAUGCCAGAUCUCUAUGGCAAGAGCAUCAUUCACCCAAGUUUCGUCAAAAUCAGGCCAGUGCUGUCUGAGAUAUCGCACGUGACUAAGGUACGAACUAACUAACAUACUAAAGUACUAACGGAAUAAAACUGUUCCACAAUUCAUCAAAGGGAACAAUUAAGAGCAGCUUGGCAGGGUUAAGAGCUUUGUUAACCCACUGUUCCUAGACCAGUUAACCCACUG